Trichechus manatus latirostris (Florida manatee) is the source of this 567-nucleotide messenger RNA. It is a transcript of the gene CUNH19orf18, whose product is annotated as chromosome unknown C19orf18 homolog. The record is from RefSeq and is a predicted model, not a curated record. NCBI's taxonomy places the organism in Eukaryota, Metazoa, Chordata, Mammalia, Sirenia, Trichechidae. The transcript is spliced from 5 exons. Bases 1 to 567 code for a protein of 188 amino acids.
AUGAACAAAGUUCAGAAUUCUUUCACUUUUUUGUUUCUGUUUUUAAUGGAAUGCCCACUUCAUUUAUGCUUGCCUUAUGCAGAUCAUAUGAUGGAGGACAAUAAACCCGAGCAGACAAUGAACAACCAUGGCUUUAUAGCACAUUCUGUAGACCUAAGAUCCGACAGCUGGGAUACAGCCCUAAUUCCACAUAGACCUGCUCUUGUUCGAGUCAUUGUAGCUGCGUGCAUAGCCAUCAGCAUCGCUCUGCUAGGUGGGAUCGCUGUCUUCUGUGUAAUACACCGACUGGUCCAGGCAGAGGAAAGACAACAACUUGUGUUGCUUUAUAAAAAUGUCAGGAUACCAUCAUUAGAAGAUGAAGAAGAGGGCUCCGAGGACGAGGGCCAGGAUGAGUCCACUUACUUGCUUCCGGAGAAUGAGAAGGAACUAGAAAAGUUCAUUCAUUCAGUUAUUAAAUCAAAAAGGAGGAAAAUUAUUGAAAAGAAGAGGUUGAGUGAAAAGCAAAAGUUAACAAAGGAAAGGAAAAUACAGAGUGCCACACACCAUGCAAAAACGGAACAUUUGUGA